Coregonus sp. 'balchen' is the source of this 18001-nucleotide messenger RNA. NCBI's taxonomy places the organism in Eukaryota, Metazoa, Chordata, Actinopteri, Salmoniformes, Salmonidae. The record is from the annotation of a GenBank genome assembly.
AGAGAAGCGCGCGCAUGCAUAAGGACAAGGCACCAUAACCAAAAUCACGCACAGUCAUUGCGUUUGGUCUUCAUCCGAAGCCUUAAACGGACUGUCUUAAAACGAAGCGAGGAUGAGGGAACAGUCGCGCGGGAUCCGUUUUCUUAAUUGUUUUUUAUUCAUCAUCACCGCUCGGCAAUGGGUGUCGGCGAGCAGUGACCUGCGCUCGUGCAAUGAGGUAAGUGCGCGCAGCUCGACACAAGCGGCAGUGGCUGUCGCACUGUUAUUUAUAACACUGUUAUUUCAUUACAAUAAAUAAGCAAGCCAUGACAUUGCCACCAAGUGCCCUGAACGCACUAUGUGUAAUCAUCUUAUACUAGGCUAUGUCCCAACCAUAUUAAUCAUGUUUAUGUUACGAACGUUAUCAUAUGGGUCAAGAAUAAACAUUAACCAGAGGAUUAUAGGCUACAACCUUCUGCCAAUCAUUGUUAUAAAAUGCCAAUUGGCGUGGAAUGGCGUGGAGAUAGACAAUGUUAUGGAGGCCUUCUUUGUUAGUGGUGGGAUUUAAAAUGUGUUGGUCGCCUAUUAUUCUUAUCGGCUUAAGUCCUAAGCAUGUUGACAAAAUAUAAGGCUCCAUAAUAUGAUGACGACGCACUGAGCGGAUCACUUGGCAUCCAUCCUCAUCCAUGCUGCCUCCCGUCGAUGUGCGGGAGUAAUAUUACCGCUGAGUAAGAGGAAAACAGAGGAGGGACUGACAGUUGAACAGCAAGGGCCCUGGCACUACAUUAUCCGGUUACAUUAAUCUAUUAUGGCUAUCAUAUCAGCUCUCUAAGGAAAACAGCUGCCUGGAAGCCCUCCAUAUCCCAGCCUUCUCCAUAUUAUUUGAUCUGAAAAUGAUUGAGUGCUGUCAGAUUUGUGUCCCAGAGUGUGUCCCCUUACACUGCCAGAUCUACACACACACUGAUGGAUUCAUGGAUGAUGGAUAUGUCACACUGGCACUAAAUAUCUCUUCUUGUGGCACAUAGUCAACUCUGUAUCCAUGGUGACCAUGAUGAGUCACCAGGAGACAAAGGAUGCACAUUAACCUCAACAGCCUUUUAUCUACCUCCAAUUCCACUGCACAAGCCCCAUAUUCACCACAGUACCAAUAUUUACUCAUCAGCCCCUCCCCAGACUCCAGUUGCCUCAGGGGAAACAGGUGCAGGUGCACUCCACUUGAAAGGGGUUGCCAUGGUGCAUGGGAACUAAGGGGUUUCUAUAGCUAACUUUCAUCUAGCUGAUAUAUGGCCUCACCUGUUGAGAGUUUGUUAUGCAUGUGUUUGCGUGCAUGUGUGUGCCCAUGUCCCCAAAAUUUGUGUGGAAAUGGCAGGAACAAUACUUGUUAGAGCUUGAGAGCGAUAAUGAUCUGUACAAAAGAGCUCAGGCUUAUCUAUACUCCACACACAGCCUUAAACUCUCUCUCUCUCUCUCGUUCUCUCGCUUUCUUGCUGUCUCUUUCUCUCAAACACACACACAUUUGGCAUUAACAGAACCACAUACAGUCAGUAUAUACAAACACACACACACACUCACCCACUUUGGCUGCAAUAAUUAUUUGGGUGGCAGUGAGCUGUUUGUCGGUGGUCCUGAUUGAUUGCCAUGGCAAUGCUGGGUGAACAGUAGGUUUGGGAGGAUGGGGAUGGAGAGCAACAUGGUGGUGGAAGUGAAGUGUUGCAUGACUGGCUGCAUAUAGAUUGCUUAGAGACAAACCAACAUGGCCUCCAAAACAAGAUGACCAUCCAGUCUCCUUAUGCCUUUUCUCUGUGGGGAUCCUCCCUCUCUCCCUUUCUCUCUCUUGCUCUCUCUCCCUUUCUCUCACGUUCUCUCUCUCUCUCACACACACACGUUUGGUUGUGUGGAAGAACUGGUUUUUCAGGUAGAAGUUGUAAUGUCAUUGACCUGACGUGACCUGUUCACAACUGGCUUACUACUUAGUAGUAAACAAACAGAAGAACAAACGCACAUGGCUGAGACAAAAGAUUAGCGGUAAUAACACAGAGUAUUAACUUAACAUACAGCAGAGCAGACACCAGUCUCUGACUCUGUCAUCAGAGCUGCUCAGAGACCAUGAUGGUGACUCUGUCAUCAGAGCUGCUCAGAGACCAUGAUGGUGACUCUGUCAUCAGAGCUGCUCAGAGACCAUGAUGGUGCCUCUGUCAUCAGAGCUGCUCAGAGACCAUGAUGGUGACUCUGUCAUCAGAGCUGCUCAGAGACCAUGACGGUGACUCUGUCAUCAGAGCUGCUCAGAGACCAUGAUGGUGACUCUGUCAUCAGAGCUGCUCAGAGACCAUGAUGGUGACUCUGUCAUCAGAGCUGCUCAGAGACCAUGAUGGUGCCUCUGUCAUCAGAGCUGCUCAGAGACCAUGAUGGUGCCUCUGUCAUCAGAGCUGCUCAGAGACCAUGAUGGUGCCUCUGUCAUCAGAGCUGCUCAGAGACCAUGAUGGUGCCUUUCUGUCAGUUAUAAAUGGUGCUUUCUUUUCUUUCCGUCUGAUUUGUUUUGCUUAUCUGCCAAGCCUCACUGAUGACAACCUGCGCUACCACUGGCUUUCCAUAAUACUUGAUGUUGGCUGUUUAUUAUGCCUAUGCAGCUUAUUAGAUUAAUUUGGUGCAUUCUGUCUUGAAAAACAACUGCAUAUGAUGAGUGAAUUGGUGUUCUGGCACAUUGACAAAAAAGUGACAAGGAGAUGUCACUAAAAAUGAUAUCCUUGCAACCUGUUCUGUCACUGCAGAUUUAGGAGUGUCUUAGAUUAUGUUUUAUCAAGUGGGACAUGUGUGUGUGACUGUGAAUGUGUAUCUAAGUGAAUGUGUGUAUCAUGCUCUAAUAUGACUACUGGAUGUUUGUGUAUGUUCCAGACAGACUACUACUAUGAGUAUACAGAGUGUGACAGUACAGGGUCUCGAUGGAGGGUGGCCAUCCCCCACAAUCUGGGCACCUGCUCAGGCCUGCCUACUCCCACCAGAGGAACAGACUGCUGUGAGUAGUGUGUGUGUGCGUGCUUUCAUUCACAUUUUAUUUCACCUUUAUUUAUUCAGGUUUGCCUCAUUUAGAUCCUCUGUAGCUCAGCUGGUAGAGCACGGCGCUUGUAACGCCAAGGUAGUGGGUUCGAUCCCCGGGACCACCCAUACACAAAAAAUGUAUGCACGCAUGACUGUAAGUCGCUUUGGAUAAAAGCGUCUGCUAAAUGGCAUAUUAUUAUAUUAGAUAAAAAUCUAUUUUUCUAGAAACCUGUUCAAGAUAGCAGCAUACGUACAUGAGACAGAGAGAGACAGUAUGUAUACUGUCUAGGUGUGAAUGUGUCUGUGACGUGUGUGUGUGACCCUCCUCUCUCCCUCUCUGUCUGUCAGUGUUCUCGUGCGCAGCGGGAGAGUUCCUAGAGAUGUCUGCUCAGCAAUGUACGCCAUGUGCGGCCGGCUCCUAUUCGCUGGGCAGUGGGGUGCGUUUCGACCAAUGGGACACUAUCCCUGCCGGCUUCACCAGCCUGGCCACCUACAUGGACCCAGGACCCAGUGGAGAGGAGAGUCAGGCCUGUAAUAGGUAAAACACACAUCUGUUUUACUAUCCUUUUGGGGACCAAACCGUUUAUUCCCAUUCAAAACCCUAUUUUCCAUAACCCUAACCUUAACCUCUAACCCUAACUCUAACUCCUAACCCUUAACCUAAACCAUAACCCUAAUUCUAACCCUAACCCUAAUUGUAACCCUAAGCCUAAAAUAGCCUUUUUCCCCUGUGGUGAAAAUGUUUCUGGUCCCCACAAGGAUAGUAAAACCCAAAACACACACACAUAUACUACACACACCUGUCCUACACAUACAGUCACACACACAAACUCACAAUAGUGCUGUAUUCUCUUUCUCUCUGUGUACUGUAGCUCAUUGUGGACGCCGCAGGGUGUGUAUCUGGAGUCUAGUCGUGAUGAGUGCACAGUGUCUCUGGUGUACGCUGUGCAUCUGGAGAAGCAGGGCUCCGUCUCCUUCAGCUACCAGUACCCUGACAACAAUAUCUUCUUUGAGUUCUACGUGAGUCUGACUUUCUCCUCCUUGCUGAAGUUUAUAUCAGUUCAUUUAUUACCCAUUUUUUUAGCUGGUUGACGUAGAGAUGAAAAGUGGGCUGUUUUGCCGUAGCAGGGAAGACUUUAAUUGUACAUUAAUAUAUUUUUGUACAUCAAUGGGUUUUACGUCAAUAGAUGUGGGCAAGUGAGGGCUUUUCUGUGGUGAGGAGAAUCAGCUGCUGAUUGGAAGCGAGAGAAUCAUGUGAUGCAAUAUUCUGAGUGGUUACCAUGGUGACAUGUUCAGGUCCAGAAUGAGCAGUGUCAGGAGAUGGCCCAGACAGACGAUCAGAAGUGGAUCAAACUCACCACCAACGGAGAGUGGGACACACACACGGUGAGUAGGAAGGCAGUGUGUGUGAUACGUGUGUGUUAUAUGAUUGGUGUGUGUGAUGUGUGUAACAUAAUCUGUGUGGAACAUAUUGUGUGACAUGUGACUCAGGUGAAUCUGAAGUCUGGCACUAACAUACUGUACUGGAGAACGACAGGGAUCCUGGUCGGAGGGAAGAUGGUUAAACCAGUGCUGCUCAGGAACAUCCACAUUGAGGGUAAAGACCACCCGUACUGCUACUCCCUACCUUCACACUCACCUAUAUUCUCGCUCACAUUCUGCAUGCAUCUGUAAUGUGGUUGGUCAAGGCAGUGUAAUAUCGCAGUUUCUUACCCACUCCAGAACUCACCAUUCUUAGCUCUAGGAAGCUCAAAUGAGACCACAGUGUGAGACGACAGGCGAAACGACAUCCUCAUGAAUUCAUGUGUCUAGGUGUUGCCUACACCUCUGAGUGUUUCCCAUGCCGACCAGGCUGGUUUAGCUCCGCCCCUGGCUCCUCCUCCUGCCAGCCCUGCCCCAGAAACACAUCGUCUAACAAGGGAGCCACCUCCUGUACGCCCUGCCCCGACACACAGUACUCACGUAUGUACUAGACACAGACACAUUGAAAUGUAUCAGUAGAGGCCAGGUAAAAUAUCCACUCUCUCUUUCUCUCUUUCCCUCAGAUGAGGGAUGGUCGCAGUGUAAGGAGAGGCCUCCAUGUUCAGAGAAGGAUUACUUUCAGAUCCACACAGCCUGCGACAGCGAGGGAAAGGUAAGUCAGACACAUAUAUACUGUACAUUUAGAGAGAGAAGGCUGUGGUCAUAUACAUUAGAUUAUAAUACAUAUUCUGUGUGUAGUAUCUCUAUGGUUGUCAUGUAACUGCUGUGGUUGCCGUGGUGACAGACGCAGGUGAUGUACCGGUGGGUGGAGCCGAGAAUCUGUGAGGAGAAUGUGACGGGCGCUGUGGCACUGCCCCCUACAGGGGAGAGAGAGGCCUGCCCGCCCUGUAACCCUGGUUUCUACAACACCAACGACUCCACCUGCUUCCCCUGCCCUCCUGGAACACACUCUGACGGCACCUCAGGUACACACACACACACACACACACACACUAUAUAUAUAUUCACAUGUGUAUAUACAUAAACAGCACUCACGUGUGUAUUGCUGUAUAUUGAAAUGAAAUGUGUUGUUGACGGUUGUGUGUAUCUGUCCCAGUGUGUGAGGAGUGUCCUGCGGGGACAGAGCCAGUACUAGGGUAUGAGUAUAAAUGGUGGAACGUCCUCCCUUCCAACAUGAAGACUUCCUGCUUCAACGUGGGCAACUCCAAAUGUGACGACAUGAACGGUGAGACAGAAACAUGGCUAGGGUGAUUAGGGUCAAGAGAUGUGUAAUAUGUGUUGUAAUACACAUGUCCAUGGGUGAAUAGUAAAAAUGUCUAAUACAGACAUCCUGCUAGAUAUGUAAUAACUCUGUGUCUCUCUGACCAAUGGGAGCGUAGAUGUCUGUGUAAUAGAUAUGUGGUGUCCCUCAGUUUGUAGGGAGUAAGUCGGAAGUUUACAUACACUUAGGUUGGAGUCAUUAAAACUCUUUUUUCAACCACUCCACAAAUUUCUUGUUAACAAACUAUAGUUUUGGCAAGUCAGUUAGGACAUCUACUUUGUGCGUGACACAAGUAAUUUUUCCAACAAUUGUUUACAGACAACGUGAAUUAUAAUUUCACUUAUAAUUCACUGUAUCACAAUUCCAGUGGGUCAGAAGUUUACAUACACUAACUUGACUGUGCCUUUAAACAGCUUGGAAAAUUCCAGAAAAAUAUGUCAUGGCUUUAGAAGCUUCUGAUAGGCUAAUUGACAUCAUUUUAGUCAAUUGGAGGUGUACCUGUGGAUGUAUUUCAAGGCCUACCUUCAAACUCAGUGCCUCUUUGCUUGACAUCAUGGGAAAAUCAAAAGAAAUCAGCCAAGACCUCAGAAAAAAAAUGGUAGACCUCCACAAGUCUGGUUCAUCCUUGGGAGCAAUUUCCAAACGCCUGAAGGUACCACGUUAAUCUAUACAAACAUUAGUACGCAAGUAUAAACACCAUGGGACCACGCAGCCGUCAUACCGCUCAGGAAGGAGACGCGUUCUGUCUCCUAGAGAUGAACGUACUUUGGUGCGAAAAGUGCAAAUCAAUCCCAGAACAACAGCAAAGGACCCUGUGAAGAUGCUGGAGGAAACAGGUACAAAAGUAUCUAUAUUCACAGUAAAACGAGUCCUAUAUCGACAUAACCUGAAUGGCCGCUCAGCAAGGAAGAAGCCACUGCUCCAAAACCGCCAUAAAAAAGCCAGACUACGGUUUGCAACUGCACAUGGGGACAAAGAUCAUACUUUUUGGAGAAAUGUCCUCUGGUCUGACGAAACAAAAAUAGAACUGUUUGGCCAUAAUGACCAUAGUUAUGUUUGGCCAUCACAAAGCCCUGACCUCAAUCCUAUAGAACAUUUGUGGGCAGAACUGAAAAAGCGUGUGCGAGCAAGGAGGCCUACAAACCUUACUCAGUUACACCAGCUCUGUCAGGAGGAAUGGGCCAAAAUUCACCCAACUUAUUGUGGGAAGCUUGUGGAAGGCUACCCGAAACGUUUGACCCAAGUUAAACAAUUUAAAGGCAAUGCUACCAAAUACUAAUUGAGUGUAUGUAAACUUCUGACCCACUGGGAAUGUGAUGAAAUAAAUAAAAGCUGAAAUAAAUCAUUCUCUCUACUAUUAUUCUGACAAUUCACAUUCUUAAAAUAAAGUGGUGAUCCUAACUGACCUAAGACAGGGAAUUUUUACUAGGAUUAAAUGUCAGGAAUUGUGAAAAACUGAGUCUAAAUGUAUUUGGCUAAGGUGUGUGUGAACUUCUGACUUCAACUGUAGAUGUGUGUUUAAUAUAAUGUACAAUCACAAUAAUAUGUUGUUGUUCAGGCUGGGAGGUGGCAGGGGAUCACAUCCGCAGUGGUGCUGGAGGCUCGGAUAACGAUUACCUCAUCCUGAACCUGCAUGUUCCUGGCUUCAAGUUAGUCUUGGCUUGACUGUAUAAUAUUGUUAGGGCUCACAGGUUUUCCUGGUCAGGUCAUGUGGUCAGAAUGAACACAUGGCUAUGAUUAUUGUGAAGCAUUGCAUAUAUAAUUUUUUAUUGGCCCUGUUUGGGUGUGGUGUGUGUGUGUGUUAAUUGUGUGUGUGUGUUCUGUCAGGUUACCAACAUCACUUGCUGGGAUGACCGGGACUGAGUUUGGCCGGAUCAUCUUCGUCUUCGAGACAAUCUGCUCUGCCGACUGUGAGCUCUACUUCAUGAUGGUGUGUGCGUGUGUGUCGGACUAUUCGCAUCUGCACGAGUGUGUGUCUAGGAUCUCAGGGAAAUGUUGCUGCCAAUAUCAACAGUGUAUUAGCCGGUAAACCAAUAUUACCCAACCCAACAUAGCCAGUAAGACAUAGCCAAUACAUGAGUGACCUACUUCCAUACUGCUAUUGGAUAAAUACAUAUCAAUAUCUAUGUUUGUUAGUAAAGCCAUAUGCAGCAGAACAGGUUUCCCCAACUGGCGGCCCGCGGCACCCCCAAGUUUUCUGAGCCCAAAUAAAUAAUACAAAAUAUAGUUGUUGGACGUAAAACACUGUAAAAACAUCAGCAAAUCAGCUACAAGUGAUUUUAAUUUUGGAAAUCUGUUCCCAAGUAUUCCGACGUAUAAUAGAGAGAUAUAUGUGAUCGUAUACAAAUGUAUGCAAGGUUUGAAAUGAAUAUGUUUUAGUCAAACAUUAUGCUUGGGCUUCUUGCGGUCAAUUUGCAUUAUGUAAAUGAUGUGUAAUUAUGUUCCGGCCCUCUGACCAUCCGCUCAAGAGAACAUCGGCCCGCGGCUGAAUCUAGUUGAUAAUCCCUGCAGUAGACCCAGUUAAAAUAACCCAUGUAUCCAAAUGAAACCAAAGUAUAUUUGAGCAAACACAGCCAAUCACAGUACACAAUAUACACAACUAAAUCACAGUAAAGCAGUGAGAUUUCAGAUAAACCCGUCACUGUGUAAAUUGUAAACUAGUGUGAUCCGCUCCCAUAUAAACCCUGUGUGUGUGUCGCACCCUGCAGGAUGUGAACAGGAAGAGCACUAUGGUGGUGGAGUCAUGGGAGGGCAGUAAGGAGAGACAGUCCUACACACACAUCAUGACCAAGAACGCAUCCGUAUCAUACACUUGGGCCUUCCAGAGGACCAACCAGGCUCAGGACGUGAGUACACACACACACACACACACACACACAGUGACACUGCAUACACACAUGCUACACACACACACUCACAUACUGCACACUAUAUAAUAUAUUUACGUGUGUGUAUCUAGGUGCGUCGGUACAUCAGCGACGUGGUGAAACUCUACUCAGUGAGCGUGACAAACGUCCAGGAUGGCGUGGCAUCUGCGUGCCGGGCCUGCGCCCUCCUAUCUCAGAGUUCUCAGCGGUCUGGGUCGUCGUCGUGUAUUCCAUGCCCAGCUGGGUUCUACAUUGACAGAGACACCAACCGGUGCCAGGAGUGCCCCCCCAACACAUACCUGUCUGGUCACCACACAUAUGGCGAGGAUGCGUGUCUGCCCUGUGGCCCCGGGAGUAAGAGCAGCAAGGUCAUAUAUUACAAACACAAACACACAACUCAUAUAAUCAUACAACCAUAGGUUACAACCUUACAAACUAACCUUACGUAACCAUUAUAAUCAUUAGAACCACUUUAUAACAUUAAAUCCUCAUAACCUAAUCUAAAAUCUCAGGGCCAUACUUAUAUGAUUUUUACUCUCAUCCAGAUCAACAGUUAACAGUCUCUGCUCUGGAUAAGAAUGUCUUUUUUAGCAUGGUACUAUCAUGUGUGUAUAAUGUGAGCCACUAUUUGUGCGAUGUGUGUUGACUUGAUGCUAUUGUGCCCCCUCCUAGGAGCACUCUCGUUGCUAUAGCGACUGCUCCUUCAGUCACACGGAGAACAACCGCACCCUGACCUUUGACCUGAGCUCUCUGAGCACCGUGGCCUCGCUCACCAACGGCCCCAGCUUCACCUCUAAAGGCACCAAGUAUCUCCACAUCUUCAACGUCAGCCUGUGUGGACACCAGGUAACUCACACACACACACAUCAGCUUGUGUGGACACGAGAUAACACACACAUACCUCAGGGUCGUCGGUGUGUGUUCUGUUUCAGGGGAAGAUGGCAGCUGUCUGCACAGAUAAUGUCACCGAUCUCGCCAAUAAGGACAUGGGGAGUGAUUCCACCCAGUUCGUCAACUCAGUGGACAGCUUCAUCUGUCAAUCAACCAUCAUUCCUGCGGAUGGGCGGGGCUUCAGGACAGCUCUGGCAUCCCAGUCUAUCAGUCUGGCUGAUACCUUCCUCGGUGAGAUGGCAAUAGAAUAGUGCCUUAAUUACUGUAAUAAUGAUUAUUGGACAGUGCCACAACCACAAGUAGUUAUAUAGGCAAAGCACAAAGUAUACUCUUGAUACAAAAACAGAUUUAUUUUCAACUAUUUCAUUUGAAAGUUGUUUUCUCUUUCUCUUUGCAUGUGUGUAUGUAAUCUCUCUCUCAGGAGCGACAAUGGACAGUGUUUUAGACGGAAUAAACACCAGACCAGAACUCUUCUCUGACAACUCAAAAGGCAUUCCUGACAUCAACUUCUUCUACAGGUAGGCCAGUGUAGAGCUAAAUGCCAUUGAACAGUAUUCAUAGUUUAAUGGUUCCAGUGAAGACCAGUCAGUGUGGUUGAAAGUGUGUGUGUGUGUGUUCGACCAUGCUCUCUCUUUCUCAGGUCUACUCAGGCGACUGGAUCCUGUGAGCGUGGUCGGAGUGCGGUCAUGACGAUACGCUGCAACCCAGAGAAGACCGACCGCGGGCAACUCACAGUUCCCAGGUACACACACCUGUCUGACUGUCUGCUCAACAUCACCUGUCUGACUGUCUGCUCAACAUCACCUGUCUGACUGUCUGCUCAACAUCACCUGUCUGACUGUCUGCUCAACAUCACCUGUCUGACUGUCUGCUCAACAUCACCUGUCUGACUGUCUGCUCAACAUCACCUGUCUGACUGUCUGCUCAACAUCACCUGUCUGACUGUCUGCUCAACAUCACCUGUCUGACUAUCUGCUCAACAUCACCUGUCUGACUAUCUGCUCAACAUCACCUGUCUGACUGUCUGCUCAACAUUUGAGCUGAAAACAUUUCUGUAUUAUUUGUGUGUGAAUUUUCAUUAGCUCCUUCUACAUUUCUCCUGUGUAUGUUUGUGUGUGUGUGUGUGUUUGUUUGUGUGUGUGUGCUUGCAGUGCAUGCCCUGCAGGUACGUGUGACGGCUGUACGUUUCACUUCCUGUGGGAGAGUGGGAGCGCCUGUCCCCGUUGCACCCAGGACGACUAUCACCAGAUAGAGGGAGCCUGUAAGGGAGGGGUCCAGGUAACCUACACACCCUCUGUUCCCUCUCUCUUCCUCUCCUUUAACACACUCAUGCUACUCUUACUUUCACCUCUUGGCAUUUCAAUUGAACCUACUUUCUCUUCUUCUCUACUCUCUCUCCAUCACUUCCUCCCUCCUUCCCUCUCACCUUCUUUCUCUCUUUCUCUCUGUAGGAGACUCUGUCUGUGUGGAAUGAGCCAAAGCUGUGCACCAAAGGCAUGUCCCUGCCAGCUAAGAGCUCCGCCCCCUGCGAGGCCAUCGCCCUAUGGCUAAAGGUGGGGGUAGGGGGCGGGGCCUUCUUAGCUGUGCUGCUCAUCUCUCUCACCUGCUAUUUCUGGAAGAAGAACAAGAGGUGAUUGACUGACACCUGUUAAUCAAAUAACCAUCCUAGCCAUAGGAUGUAGUACAACGCUCCUGACUCCUGCAUCUCUGUGUCCUGUGUGUUUCUGUGUCGCUAUGGCGCCCCUGUCAGGCUGGAGUAUAAGUACUCUCGGCUGGUGAUGUCAGCCAAUAAGGAGUGUGAGCUGCCGGCGGCAGAUAGCUGUGCCCUGGCCGAGGGGGAAGAGCCUGAGGAUGACGUGGUCUACUCCCACAAACCCUCACUGCUCGGCAAGCUCAGGGCCAUCGCCAACAAGGUACCUGUGUGUGUGUGUGUGUGUGUGUGUGUGUGUGUGUGUGUGUGUGUGUGUGUGUGUGUGUGUGUGUGUGUGUGUGUGUGUGUGUGUGUGUGUGUAUUAACCCUGUGUGUAUCUCUAUCCUUCAGCAGAGGGCGGAAGACAGCAGUGAGUCGGUACAGCUGAAGUCAUCCCAGUCUGAGAGAUGGGUCUGGGGGUAACGACAAGAAAGAAGAGAGAGAAAGGGAAAGAAAGAAGAGAGAGAGAGAAAGAAAGAAGAAGAGAGAGUUGGUAGGGUUGGCACUGAGUUCCACUCCUCUUCAUGUCUCCUGGGCUCUGCUUAUUCCUGAGGACUCCAUCGUGGCUCCAGCCGCUCCAGUAUCCUCUGUAAAGGCACCUGUUCCCAUGAUUCUGACUGAAACUGGAAAGUGGUUUGGCUCCCAACCCUAGACCCUACCACACACACAACCCUGCUUAUUGCCAUGGAUAUUGAAGGGCUGCAAAUUUAAGAAACAGUCACUGUUUUUGUAUAUUUUGUAUUGUCAUUUGGAGUUUAUCUGUACAGUCAUGUCCAAAGUAUUUAUAAUGAUUAAUGUUGUUAUGAUUUAUCUUUAUUAAAUUCUCACUUGGCUUUGGGGCCGUGUUUGUAUUUGUGUGCAGUUCUGUUAUGCUAGGCUACACAUUAUUAUUAUUAUUAUUAUUAUUAUUUAUACAACAGUAGUUAAUGGGGCCUGGAAUACUCCUGAGAAUACCCUGUCUUGCAGAUUUAGAGCAGUUUGCUCACAUCUCAAAUGUACCAUGAAAGAAAAAAGACAACAAACACACACAAAUAAAAUCAUUAUUUCACAGGAAGUCCCAUACUCUCGUUGCAGUUCAAUUGGUUAAGGUAAGUCCUCCCCGCAUCUGUCACGCCUCCAGGCCAGUUUCCGCUCUCCUGAGAGAAAACACUCCGCCUGCGAGUCAUCGACGACCGCAGGAAAGUUUAAAUAUAGCCUACAAAAAGAAUACAAACGGAUUUGUUCACUUUUGCGUUAUCGCUGAUUCUACGCUGGAAACCCGGAUAGAGGUCGGUCGCAGUAGUCAGGAGAUGGCUGAAAUGAGGAUGAGCUGAACUCGAGCUGGUACAGUUACGGUACGGAAUCAUCUCGUUGGUAUGGAUACUUCGGCCAUGCUGUUUAGGAUAAAUCUAAAAUCAUCCCAGCAGUCUGGGCAUCAAUCUAGUCUGCGUACUUUUCUGAAACUUUUAUGAGAAUAUAUGCUUGUAAAUUAUGUUAGAUUUACGCACGACCAAAGUUAUCUGUUAACAACGUCAACGAAUUAAAUCAGAAGUGUGGCCAAAACCAUUGGACCUGGCUGCUAAACAAUUGCAUUUUCUUUGAACAGAAUUUACAUCAUAACACUACCAGAAUCAUACACUAACAUAACACAAUGCUUCUUUCUCGUUCCUCACCAAUUGUCACUUCCUGUGGUGGCGAUGUAGAAAAAAAGAUUAAGGGGGAGUGCAAUCUGUGAUUUAUUAUUCUGUUUUUGGCCUAAAAGUGAUGGUAGAUUUCUCUCUCUCUCUAUGUGCGUGUGUGUGUGUGUCUCAGAGCCCACCACAUUGUUAUUGGCUCGGUAAAGAAUUUCCAGAAGAACAGAACUACUACUACAUAGAACAACAGUAGGCCUACAUGAAAGAGUUGUGUGUGUACUUUGUUUUACAGGUCCCUCCGCUGAAGGCUCGACGGCACCAUCUAAUUCCUUAUCUAAGUGGUAAAAUUAUUCCGAGAGAGAGAAAUUACAUUCAAUCAUUCUGAAUUAUGAGAGCAGUUUACCUGUUCAAAUAGUAUCAAUUGUCAUGCCUCAACACAACCACAAGAGGGCAACACUUUCCCAGGAAAUAAGUGACUGAAUUAAAAAAAUUGUUCAUUAUGUUCUUUCGUUUUUCAAAUGCAUUCUCUGUUAUUUCUCCAGGGCUAUCUGGAGGUUUUGGCUUUGUGCUCGUAUAUACGACAUUCCCAAACACUUUUAUAUCAUUGUGCAAACGCUGUCCUCUUGUGGUUCCGUUGAGGAAUUACAGCGGAGUAUAUUUUCACAAGUAAAUGUCAAACAAAUGGAUAGGAGCUCAUAAUCUUUGUGUCAAUUGUACACUCACCUGGGAAAAUGUAGGCCCUACUCUGUUGUAAUCCCUCAAGAGAUCAACCAUGUGUUUUUUUUACAGGGAUGAGCUAAAAAACAUGAAGUUUAAUAGAUGGGUUAGCUGACAAUGUCACGAAAACAAUGUGCACGCUUCUAUGGGGGGCAGAAGUCAGUGUGUUGUUGUGAUUCUGGAUGGCCAGAUUGCUAGCAAGAAUGACAAGUGCCAUGUGGGGAAUCGUAAGUGGCUAGUUUUAAUUGUGUUCUUGAUACCAUGUCUUGUUUUGACUGAUUUGAUGUCAAUGAUAAUAUGGCCCAAAUUCGCAAGCUAACCAACAACUUUACCGAUGUAUUUGAGCGACAACAAGUGCUCAUUGUGUACAUGUAUUUAUGUUUUAAAUAAACACUGAAGACGAAAUACAGUUGACAUGUUGUCAACAUUUUAAAGCCAACCCCGUGUGUUUUGCCCUACAGUUGUGCAAGCGUUGGUUUUGUUGUUAAACAACCAACCCUUCUAUACCUGCGAGUUUAGAUUUGUUUACUUUGCUAACGCUGCACUGGUGGUUUCUUGAGGAAUUACAACUGUGUUUCGCAAGUGAGGUGAGUGCAGUAUUACUAUUUACUAGUACCUGUGGAAAUACACUACGUUGUUACUCCUAAAAGGAAACAAGUUAGAGCAGUGUUUGAAGUAAUCAAGAUUUUCAGUCACAUUUGAAUUGUAGUCGAUUGCUGAUAAUUUGCAAGGCAGAAACGUGCAAGUUCUUCACAAAACUUGUCAUAAAUUACUUUGCCCUCUUGUGGUUGUUUGAGGUUUCUACAGUUUAACAUAUAUAAACACUGCCCUUUUAUUUGCAGAUCGUCACAGCUUCACCAUGGCUCGCGGCUGCCUCUGCUGUGUCAAAUACAUGCUGUUCCUCUUCAACCUGCUCUUCUGGGUGGGUGAACAAACUCACUAUAGACAUAAUCAUUUUCAAACAAAUGGAUCUUCUGAUUCUGCAUUCUAUUUUAUUAUUAAAUCAUACUAUACUAACGGUAUAAUAAUGAUAAGAGUAAUGACAAACAUUUACAGUGGGGGAAAAAAGUAUUUAGUCAGCCACCAAUUGUGCAAGUUCUCCCACUUAAAAAGAUGAGAGAGGCCUGUAAUUUUCAUCAUAGGUACACGUCAACUAUGACAGACAAAAUGAGAAAAAAAAUCCAGAAAAUCACAUUGUAGGAUUUUUUAUGAAUUUAUUUGCAAAUUAUGGUGGAAAAUAAGUAUUUGGUCAAUAACAAAAGUUUCUCAAUACUUUGUUAUAUACCCUUUGUUGGCAAUGACACAGGUCAAACGUUUUCUGUAAGUCUUCACAAGGUUUUCACACACUGUUGCUGGUAUUUUGGCCCAUUCCUCCAUGCAGAUCUCCUCUAGAGCAGUGAUGUUUUGGGGCUGUCGCUGGGCAACACAGACUUUCAACUCCCUCCAAAGAUUUUCUAUGGGGUUGAGAUCUGGAGACUGGCUAGGCCACUCCAGGACCUUGAAAUGCUUCUUACGAAGCCACUCCUUCGUUGCCCGGGCGGUGUGUUUGGGAUCAUUGUCAUGCUGAAAGACCCAGCCACGUUUCAUCUUCAAUGCCCUUGCUGAUGGAAGGAGGUUUUCACUCAAAAUCUCACGAUACAUGGCCCCAUUCAUUCUUUCCUUUACACGGAUCAGUCGUCCUGGUCCCUUUGCAGAAAAACAGCCCCAAAGCAUGAUGUUUACACCCCCAUGCUUCACAGUAGGUAUGGUGUUCUUUGGAUGCAACUCAGCAUUCUUUGUCCUCCAAACACGACAAGUUGAGUUUUUACUAAAAAGUUAUAUUUUGGUGUCAUCUGACCAUAUGACAUUCUCCCAAUCCUCUUCUGGAUCAUCCAAAUGCACUCUAGCAAACUUCAGACGGGCCUGGACAUGUACUGGCUUAAGCAGGGGGACACGUCUGGCACUGUAGGAUUUGAGUCCCUGGCGGCGUAGUGUGUUACUGAUGGUAGGCUUUGUUACUUUGGUCCCAGCUCUCUGCAGGUAAUUCACUAGGUCCCCCCGUGUUGUUCUGGGAUUUUUGCUCACCGUUCUUGUGAUCAUUUUGACCCCACGGGGUGAGAUCUUGCGUGGAGCCCCAGAUCGAGGGAGAUUAUCAGUGGUCUUGUAUGUCUUCCAUUUCCUAAUAAUUGCUCCCACAGUUGAUUUCUUCAAACCAAGCUGCUUACCUAUUGCAGAUUCAGUCUUCCCAGCCUGGUGCAGGUCUACAAUUUUGUUUCUGGUGUCCUUUGACAGCUCUUUGGUCUUGGCCAUAGUGGAGUUUGGAGUGUGACUGUUUGAUGUUGUGGACAGGUGUCUUUUAUACUGAUAACAAGUUCAAAUAGGUGCCAUUAAUACAGGUAACGAGUGGAGGACAGAGGAGCCUCUUAAAGAAGAAGUUACAGGUCUGUGAGAGCCAGAAAUCUUACUUGUUUGUAGGUGACCAAAUACUUAUUUUCCACCAUAAUUUGCAAAUAAAUUCAUAAAAAAAUCCUACAAUGUGAUUUUCUGGAUUUUUUUCCCUCAAUUUGUCUGUCAUAGUUGACGUGUACCUAUGAUGAAAUUACAGGCCUCUCUCACUUUUUAAGUGGGAGAACUUGCACAAUUGGUGGCUGACUAAAUACUUUUUUUCCCCACUGUAUAUUUUAUUCUGCCUCUUUCAGUUGGGGGGCUGUGGUUUGUUGGGUGUGGGGGUGUGGUUGCCUGUGUCUCAGGGCAGCUUUGCCACCCUAUCACCAUCCUUCCCCUCCAUCUCUGCCGCCAACCUCAUCAACCCUGGGUGCUGUCAUCAUGGUUACAGGCUUCCUGGGUUGCCUGGGUGCCAUCAAGGAGAACAAGUGUCUGUUGCUGAGUGUGAGUGAACUACACUACUCAUGAUGCACCACACUACAUUGCUUGCCACAUUGGCAACCUCACCUGCCUCUCUCAAUUGUUCCCUGUAGUUUUUCAUCACGUUGUUGGUUAUUCUGUUGGCGGAGCUGAUCCUUCUCAUCCUGUUCUUCGUAUACACAGACAAGGUAAGACUUCCCUAGAAGCCACCCAUCAAUUCAAACCCUGUUUAUCCUUCCUCCUAUGGUUCUUGUUCCCAUAGUGCUCUGUGUGCCUCUGCCUACAUUUCUCAUGAUCCACUGUGUGUGCAGGUGAGUGAGAACGCCAGACAGGACCUGAAAGAGGGACUUGCUCUGUACAGCACCGACAACAACGCUGGCCUCCGCAACGCCUGGAACACCAUACAGACAGAGGUAUGGUACCUAACUACUAAUGAGCUACCAUACAACCCCACACUAAUAACAUAGCAUUCCAUCAAGGGAGAGGUGCAAUAUAUAACCCUGUCUCCUCUUUCUCCCUGUCAGUGGCAUUGUUGUGGGGUGAAUGGGUACAUAGACUGGCACACUGCCCUGCAGGAGAAGGUGGUUCCUGACCGAUGCUGCCAGGAUAUCUACCAGGACUGUGGGCGCAAUGCCACCAACCAGUUCUGGACACAGGUCAGUUUGUGUUAGUUUAAAAAUGUGUGUCUGAUCUCUCCCUUCCAUCAGGCAGUGUGUGUAUCCAUGUGUGUCUGCAUGUGUAGGAGUGUCCUUUUUCACCUCUCAAGAUUGUUUCUCUCUUGUCAGGGUUGCUAUGAGAAGGUGGAGGAGUGGCUGGAUGACAAUAAACACCUGCUGGGAACCAUCGCCAUGUGUGUUCUGGUCAUACAGGUAAGGGGUGUGUGUACAUACAGGAAGACAUCCAGAUGUAUAUGUAAUGAUGUUGUUGCAGUGUGACUGAUGUGACCUUCUGUCUGCAGCUCCUGGGUAUGGCCUUCUCCAUGACUUUGUACCAGCAGAUCCACCGAUCCGGGAAGAAGUACGAAGCUUAAAACACACACACACACACAGGGUUUGAGACCUAUUACUUUUAUACAAAAUUAUACUCUAAAAGGAGACACGCAUGUCACAAAACAGCUUUUUAUUUAGUGUUUAUAUUUACACACCCUUGUAUCAUUUUGUGCACAAAGGCAAUUAUGUUUUUUUAAUGAUCAUCUUUACUAUUAAUAAUCAGUGUUCUUGGCCGGGAUUCAAUCUGACCGCGGGUUGUCGACAACGUGUGAGAUCUCAUGCACAGUAAUUGGGUCAUACCAUAAAUAAAGUGCAAAAAAUAAAUAAAAAAUCAGCAUUUUGACAUUGUCCUUAGUUAUGUUUUUCUGACUUCUAGGAAGAUUUUAACCAACUUCACCCCCAAAUUCCUCCAUGUUUUCACCAUCAUUGAAAUUAUACUCAAAAGUUGAACUAAUUAUGUUAUUGCUUUGACGUCAUUUCUGAAGAUUAUUUAUUUCAUGCGAUUAAUUUGUCUGUCCCUCAUUUUAAGGCCAACCCUGUUACGUGAACAUAACUUUUUUUUUAUAUGGUGAAACUAUUCCUUUAAAAAUAUUUUUCAAAACAAACAGUCAAAUCAUAGUGUAAAAGCAGGU